Bolinopsis microptera is the source of this 7561-nucleotide messenger RNA. Its product is annotated as acetyl-CoA carboxylase-like. Gene Ontology annotation, biological process: fatty acid biosynthetic process. Gene Ontology annotation, molecular function: metal ion binding; acetyl-CoA carboxylase activity; ATP binding. NCBI's taxonomy places the organism in Eukaryota, Metazoa, Ctenophora, Tentaculata, Lobata, Bolinopsidae. The record is from RefSeq and is a predicted model, not a curated record. Gene Ontology annotation, cellular component: mitochondrion.
AGUGAUUUUUUGGUAGUACUAGUAUCGUUCUUGUCUGUAAGUACCAAUCUAGUUCCGGUUUAAAAACAUUCAACAAAGAUUGAAUCUGGUAGAUCCUGAUUCUGGUAUGGUGAAGCCAAAUAAAAGUAAAACUGGCACCCGGAAGAAAACACCCAGCAAGGACGAAUUGGUUGUUAUCGAUAAAACAGAAAAUGAAAACGCGCUUGAUCAUCAUCAAUGGGUUGCAACUCCAACCGAAUUUGUUCGUACAUUUGGUGGAAAGAGGGUUAUUGAGAAAGUUUUAAUUGCAAACAACGGAAUCGCUGCUGUAAAAUGCAUGAGAAGUAUCAGAAAAUGGUCUUACGAGUUAUUUGGAAACGAGAAAGCUAUAAAAUUUGUUGUGAUGGUGUCCCCAGAAGAUUUAAAGGCAAAUGCAGAGUACAUCCGUAUGGCUGACUUGAGUGUUCCAGUUCCAGGUGGAACUAACAACUACAACUAUGCUAACACGGAACUCAUAUUGGAUAUAGCUAAGAGGAUCCCUGUACAGGCCGUGUGGGCUGGUUGGGGUCAUGCCAGUGAGAACCCUAAACUGCCAGAACUGCUUCACCAGCAUGGUAUAACCUUCAUUGGGCCUCCGGAACACGCUAUGUGGGCUCUAGGUGACAAGAUCGCCAGUUCCAUCCUGGCACAAUCUGCUAAUGUACCUACACUACCGUGGAAUGGAAUGCAUGUGACACUGGAUGGAGCAAUGGAGCGAGUUGCUGCAGGAGAGUGUAUUACAGUCCCCGAGGAUGUUUACGAUAAAGGUUGUAUUCAUUCUAUGGCAGAAGGUCUUGCUGCAGCUAUAAAGAUUGGGUUCCCUAUAAUGAUCAAGGCUUCAGAAGGAGGUGGUGGUAAAGGUAUCAGAAAGGUGAAAUCUGAGGACGAAUUUGAUUUGGCUUAUCAUCAAGUACAGUCUGAAAUCCCCGGAUCCCCAAUUUUCAUCAUGCAACUGGCACACAAUGCACGACACAUAGAAGUACAGAUAAUCGCGGAUGAGUACGGCAACGCUAUCUCGCUGUUUGGUCGGGACUGUUCAGUCCAGCGACGUCAUCAGAAGAUUAUAGAGGAAGCACCUUCUGUCAUUACUGAUCCGGUUAUAUUCGAGGAGAUGGAAAAGGCAGCAGUUAGAUUAGCCAAGAUGGUUGGCUAUGUCAGUGCUGGAACUGUUGAGUACUUGUACAUGGAGGGGCAGGGCUUCUACUUCUUGGAGCUCAAUCCUAGGUUACAGGUGGAACACCCCUGCACGGAAAUGAUAAGCAGUAUCAAACUACCCGCUGUACAACUCCAAGUAGCAAUGGGUAUCCCACUGCACCGCAUCAGAGACAUUAGGAUGAUGUACAAAGAAUCUCCAUUCGGGAUGAACCCCAUUGAUUUCGACAACCCCCGGAACCCCCCAAAACCUCAUGGUCACUGUCUAGCGUGCAGGAUAACUGCUGAGAACCCUGAUGAGGGCUUCAAACCUAACAGUGGGACAGUCCAGGAACUCACUUUCAGGUCUAAUCAGAACGUGUGGGGGUAUUUCUCGGUGCAGGCAUCAGGAGGGUUACACGAGUUUGCUGACUCACAGUUUGGGCAUUGUUUCUCGUGGGGCGAGGAUAGAGAGGAAGCCAGAACGAACAUGGUGAUGGCGCUCAAAGAACUAAGCAUUAAAUCAGACUUUAGAACUACAAUCGAAUUCCUCAUUACUAUUCUGGAGAUGGAAGAGUUCUGUCACAAUGACUAUGAUACUGGUUGGCUUGACAUGCUGAUAGCAAACAAGAGAAGAUCAGAGAAAGUAGACACAAUGCUGGCUGUUAUCUGCUGUACUCUACACAUUGCUGAUAAUGCCAUCCAGUCUCGAUACAACUCAUUCAGAUCUGCUCUGGAAAGGGGACAGAUAAUGAAUCUCAAGCACCUGAGCUGUAUAGUUGAUGUGGACCUGUGUUAUGAUAAUAUUAAGUACAAGCUACAAGCUGCCCAGACCAGCCACAACUCCUACCAUCUCGCUAUGAACAACUCGUCCAUGGAGGUUGAUUUACACAGACUGAACGACGGGGGCCACCUUGUCAUAUUCGGAGGUAACAGCUACACGACUCACAUGAAGGAGGAAGUGUCUGGGUAUCGGGUUGUGAUCGGGGGCAAAACUUGUAUCUUCGAGAAGGAUAAUGAUCCUACUGUUAUCAGGUCCACAUCAGCAGGUAAGCUGAUGAGAUUCAAUGUAAAUAAUGGCGAGCACGUAGACGCAGGACAACCCUUCGCAGAGAUAGAGGUCAUGAAGAUGAUAAUGCCGAUAGUGGCCCCCCUUGCUGGGUGCAUAACGUUCGAGCAGAACGCGGGAAGCAUCCUGAAUCCUGGUACAGUCCUGGGAACUUUGGAGUUAGACGACCCUUCCUCUGUCGUCAAGGCUGAGCUGUGCACGGUUGGUUUACCAGAAUACUCGUCUAACGACUACAGUCACGGCAGGAAACUACACCAGAUCUAUAGGCACACUCUCAACCUACUGGAGAACAUCAUUACUGGGUACACCUUCCCAGAUGAGCACUUCUCGAAGAUAUUGCAGGACAGUGUAAAGUUGCUCUACUCUACUCUGAAGGAUCCAUCACUACCUCUUUACGAAUGCGAGGAGCUUCUGUCUGCUCUCUCCGGGCGUAUUCCAGUGCAGGUGGAAUACGAGAUACACAGUCUGUUAUCACACUACAGCAACCAUCUCAACUCUAUAGUGGCUCAGUUCCCAGGCCAGGCUAUUGCUAGUGUCCUGGAUAAUCACGCGGCAAGCAUUGAGAACAAGCAGGACAGAGAUGCUUUCUAUAUGCAGACUCAGGGCAUCACAGAUCUGGUAAUAAGAUACCGCAAAGGAGUUAAAGGACACUUAAAGUCAGUUUUGUACAAGAUACUGAGGACUUAUCUGAGUCAUGAGAACUACUUUGCUGGUGGACCUUAUGACAAGUGUGUCUCUAAACUCAAGGAAGAGAUGAAGGAUGGGGACAUCAAGGAAGUCUUGUCGGUGAUAUUCUCCCACGCCAACCUGGAGAACAAGAACCAGCUGGUACUGGAGCUGCUGGAGGAGGUCACUAAAAACGGCAACAAACUCUCAAUACUGACGGACGAACUGAAGUCCAUCCUGGAGGAUCUGGCUAAUCUAGCCGGCCCCGAAUACCAUCAGGUGUCACUGAAAGCCAGACAGUUCCUCAUCACAGCUCACCAGCCCUCCUACGAAAUGAGAUAUAAUCAGAUCGAGAGUAUCUUCCUGGCUGCAGCAAACACUGAGGACCACAUCUGCCAAGCUAAAUAUCACCAGCUCAUCACUACAAGUAUCAUGAUGUUUGAUGUUCUGCCCUGUCUUUUCUACCACACCAACACUUUCGUUAAACAAGCUGCUCUGGAGGUGUACAUGAGGCGCUCCUACAUUGCCUAUACGAUAACUAACGUAGCUCAGCUGGGGCUCCCUGAUGGUACCCCCAUGGUCGAGUGGAAGUUCUAUCUGCCUACUUCUCAUCCCAACGCUAUGAUGGCUAAAUCCGCUGUUUCAAAUCACUCCAUGAAGAGGUCCGGAACUAUGCCGAAAAUUAUGAGCAUCUCGGAGGAUCUGGCUAACUUUGGGAGAAUUCAGGAGGUGGGAGGCCAGCAUGAGAGACUGGGAGUAAUGGCUGCCUUCUCCUCUUACGAGCACCUAGCUGACAACUUCGACUCUCUGAUGAGACGGUACGCGGAGUACACUACUGGCCAGCAGAACCAAUCCAACCACAUGGCUAACGGUCUCUCCAGCGGAGAACUGAACACCAUACGAGAGGAGAAACCCUCGGAGCCAAUCCACAUUGUAAACGUGGUGAUACAACAUCCUACUAACUACGAGCUCGACCAGGAUCAUGACAACAAACUCUGUGCUGCGUUCAUAAAGAGCAAAGAGAGCGAACUAGUGGAACACAACAUAAGAAGAGUUACAUUCCUGGUUCAAAAAGGAAGUUAUCCCUUCUUCUACACAUUCCGGCACAGGCUCAACUGGGCUGAGGACAGCAUCUACCGACAUUUGGAGCCCGCUCUAGCGUUCCAGCUGGAGAUACACAGAAUGAAGAACUUCAACAUCAGACUCCUCCAGACCAAUAACCACAUCCUUCACAUGUACUACGGCACUGCCAAAUCCUCCUCAGGAUCUACCGUUACUGAUAGCAGGUUCUUCGUGCGGUCUAUCAUAAGACACGCUAACUUCUUCACCAAAGAAGCCAGCUUCGACUACAUGGAGCGUGAAGGAGAGAAGUAUCUGCAAGAGUCCCUGAACGAACUAGAAGUGGCCAUGUCAAAUCUCAAGUAUAGGAAGAGCGACUGUAAUCACAUCUUCCUUAACUUUGUUCCCUGCAUGGUCAUCCAUCCAAUGAUCGUUAAAGAGAAGGUAAAACAGUUUAUUGAGAGAUACGGAAAGCGGUUGUGGAAAUUGCGAGUUCUACAAGCUGAACUGAAGAUGAAGUUGAGAGAAACAGCAGAGAGUCCGGAGCAGAGUUUCAGGUUCUUCGUUAACACUGAGAGUGGUUACAGUAUUGAUACUAACAUCUACACCGCAGUGGAGGAUCCUAACUCAGGUAUCUCCUACCUCUCAAGCUUUGAGGAAGUACAAGGACCCAUGCACGGUAUCGCAGUCAACGCUCCCUACCUGACCCGGGACUUCCUGCAACAGAAACGCUGCUCCGCCCAGCUGAUGGAGACCACGUACGUGUACGACUUUCCGGACAUGUUCAGGGAAGCUUGCAAGACGAGGUGGAUACUACACGUCAAACAACAUUCCCUCCCUAAAUCUGUCAUACCCAAAGAGUUUGUGAGGUUCACGGAGCUGGUGUUGGAUAGCCAUGAUCACUUGAUAGAGAUACACAGAGUUCCGGGACAGAAUGAUACCGGGAUGAUAGCUUGGAAGAUGACCUUGUUUGUCCCGGAGUAUCCCGAGGGACGGGAUGUUAUCGUUAUUGCUAAUGAUAUCACCUUCAAGAUUGGAACGUUUGGACCAGAAGAGGAUAAGCUGUAUAUGAGAGCUUCUGAGUUUUCUAGAGCUCACAAACUUCCCAGAAUAUAUUUAUCAGUGAACAGUGGAGCCAGGAUAGGACUAGCAGACGAGAUAAAAACAAUGUUCAGAGUGUGCUGGAUAGACAGCGCUCACCCUGAUAAGGGGUUCAAGUACCUGUAUCUCACACCCGCGGAUUAUAAGACUAUCUCCAGUAAGAACAGUGUGCAGGCAGAGCUUAUUGAGGAUGAGGGAGAAAGCAGGUACAAGAUAACGACCAUUGUGGGUGAGAAGGAUGGUAUUGGUGUUGAGAACUUGCAGGGGUCUGGUAUGAUUGCUGGGGAAACUUCUCGAGCUUACGACGAAGUCUUCACUAUUAGUCUGGUGACUUGCAGGAGUGUCGGUAUCGGCGCGUACCUAGUUCGUCUUGGUCAGCGUACUGUACAAGUUGAUAACUCUUGUAUUAUCUUGACUGGGGCUAACUCUCUGAACAUGGUCCUCGGCAGACAGGUGUACACUAGUAACACCCAACUGGGAGGUACUCAGAUAAUGUACAAUAACGGAGUCUCCCAUCACACGGUCAAGGAUGAUAUUAGUGGGGUCAUGAAGAUAUUGGAGUGGUUGUCCUACAUUCCUCGACACAAAGGUGCCUCUCUCCCUAUAGGGCUCACCACUGACCCAGUAACCAGACCUAUUGACUUUAUGCCCACUAAAGUUCCCUACGAUCCCCGGAAUAUGAUAGCUGGAACAACUGUCGAUGGAAACUGGGUUAGUGGCUUCUUUGACAAGGGCUCGUGGGUGGAGUGUCUGAACAACUGGGCUAAAACAGUGAUAACUGGAAGAGCUAGGCUGGGUGGUAUUCCCAUGGGAGUGAUAUGUCCUGAAACCAGGUCGGUGGAGUGUGAGGAUCCGGCAGACCCAGCUAACUUGGACACGGAGACCAAGUUAACCCAACAAGCUGGACAAGUCUGGUUCCCGGACUCCGCUUACAAGACUGCUCAGGCUAUCAAGGACUUCAACAGAGAGGAACUCCCGCUCAUUAUAUUUGCUAACUGGAGAGGAUUCAGUGGAGGCAUGAGAGAUAUGUACGGAGAAAUCCUGAAGUACGGUGCGUACAUUGUGGACGGAUUGGUCGAGUACAAGCAGCCGGUGUUCGUAUACAUUCCACCAUUUGGAGAGCUACGUGGUGGCGCGUGGGUCGUUGUUGAUCCCAAAAUAAACCCCGAUGUAAUGGAAAUGUACGCAGACAAAGAUUCCAGGGGAGGAGUUUUAGAGCCUGAGGGCACUGUCGCUGUUCAGUUUAAACAGAGAGAUCUCGUCCAAACCAUGAAGAGAAUAGAUCCGCUCUACAAUGAGCUCUUCUUGAAGAACAGCAAAGAAGAAAUGCCACACGAAGAAAGGAAGAAACGUGUAGCUGAGUUGAGGAAUAGAGAGGCUUAUCUCUUGCCUGCAUAUCAUAUGAUCUCUACAACAUUUGCUGAUCUGCAUGACACACCGCAACGAAUGGUAGCUAAAGGAGUCGUCAGGGACAUAUUAGACUGGAGAACGGCUAGGGAGUUCUUCUAUUGGAAAGUAAAGAGAAGGAUUCUUGAGUUUGAUGUGGAGAAGCAAGUCAAAGUUGCUAACAAGAAUGUGAAUCACGGACAGUUGUUGUCUAUGUUGAGACGAUGGUUUAUCGAGUCCAAGGGACCCGUGCAAAAUUAUCUAUGGGAUGAUGAUAAGGCUGUGGCUGCCUGGUUAGAUGAUCCAGAGGAACGACAGUCCAUUUCAGAGAAUAUUCGUAUGAUACAGAAGGAUGCUCUCAUUCAAAAGAUUGAUACGUUGGCCAGCACCAAUGACGAUACUGCUUUGGAAGCAGUUAUUGGACUUCUCCAGAAAAUGCCAGCUCGUCAACAGGGGGAAGUUAAGAAACUUCUCGAAUCUUUGGUUACCAAGGACGCCGAAAUAGAGGACAUUAAGACAUAAACUGUUCACAGACUAUUUGACCCUGAUAAUUGUUAAUUAUUUAUCCAGUUUACUGUUAAACCGUCAGUCAGAUAUCGAUAAUAUUACAGCUAACUGAGUUGUGAUUUUACGUCUUUAAGUAUAAGUUAUUGUUGAUCUGUCGUGUAAAUAUUUUCAGAAGUUUACGAUUAAGGUUGUUCGACCACCUAUUAAGGUUUUUCAACCACCUAUUCUUUCGAGCUGUUGAUGCCUCGUGUUCGUCAGGAAUAAACGAUGCUUAAGCUGGAAAAAUGUAUGUAAUUUGACUGUGUGUUGCUUUAUGAGUGAAGAUUUGUCAGUGUUGAACUUUGUGUAUUGACUUGGAUGACUGUUUGUUUUGAUAUUAAUGGUAUAGGGAAACUGUUUUCUAUUGUUAAAUUAUAUACUAGCUUUUUACAAACCUAACUGUGGGGACGCUUUUAUGGAAAUUUUUUGACUGUUUUUGAUUGAAGCAAAAUCAGAUAUUACGUCAGUUUAAAAGUUGUUUUUCUUACAAAUUACUAAAUUUAUAAAUUAUACAUAUAUUAAAUCAUAUGAAAGUGGUAUGGCUAAAAAAUAUAUGUUUCGAAUCACGCCUGAGAGUUGUGGAGA